Molecule: messenger RNA, 1040 nt
Organism: Manis javanica (Malayan pangolin)
Lineage: Eukaryota; Metazoa; Chordata; Mammalia; Pholidota; Manidae
Gene: MRPL24
Product: mitochondrial ribosomal protein L24
Biological process (GO): translation
Cellular component (GO): ribosome
Molecular function (GO): RNA binding; structural constituent of ribosome
Source: RefSeq, a predicted model, not a curated record
GGACGGCGAUCGGCAGGGCUCAGGCCCUUGUGCCGAGAUAACAGGUCGAGACUCCGCAGCACGGCGGGAAGAGUAGGUGAGACGGCCGGAGGUGUUGGCCGCUCUGGGCUCGUCUGGGAGGCAGGCGCGGGAAGGGCCUUCCUUCCUUAUCCCCGACUGUGGCUCGGUCGUCUCUCCCGAGGUUUCUCCGCACCGGGAGCUUUGCAGCGGGCUUCAAUGAUACAGGAAGGCACUUAGCAUGGCAUCUGGUAACUAGGAAGGUUUCUUGCUCUUUCACUGGCUAGGUGAUUUCUCUCCAGCCAUGCGGCUCUCUGCCCUGAUGGCCUUGGCAUCCAAGGUCCCUCUGCCCCCCAACUACCGCUAUGGGAUGAGCCGCCCAGGCUCCCUGUCAGACAAGAGGAAGAAUCCUCCAGGGACUAGGCGGCGCCGGGUGGCCGUGGAACCCAUCUCUGACGAAGAUUGGCACCUGUUCUGUGGAGACAGGGUGGAGAUCCUAGAAGGCAAGGACGCCGGGAAACAAGGCAAAGUGGUUCAAGUUAUCCGGCAGCGAAACUGGGUGGUCCUGGAGGGACUGAAUACACAUUACCGCUACAUUGGCAAGACCAAGGAUUACCGGGGAACCAUGAUCCCUAGCGAAGCACCCUUGCUCCACAACCAGGUCAAACUUGUGGAUCCUGUGGACAGGAAACCCACUGAGGUAGAGUGGAGAUUUACUGAAGCAGGAGAGCGGGUACGAGUCUCCACAAGAUCAGGAAGAAUUAUCCCCAAGCCUGAUUUUCCCAGAACUGAUGGCAUCGUCCCUGAAACAUGGAUUGAUGGCCCUAAGGACACAUCAGUGGAAGAUGCUCUAGAAAGAACCUAUGUGCCCCGUCUAAAGACACUGGAAGAGGAGGUGAUGGAGGCAAUGGGCAUCCAGGAGACUAGGAGACACAAGAAGGUCUAUUGGUACUGACCUGGGGAGAGCAGCUUCUCCCCUCCUCGCCUUAGCCUUCAGGCCAGGCCGUCUCUCUUCAGGCACCAAUAAAGAGCCAUGAAUACCC